This is a messenger RNA of Yarrowia lipolytica CLIB122, 5253 nucleotides long. RefSeq names its product DNA-directed RNA polymerase II subunit RPB1. Lineage: Eukaryota; Fungi; Ascomycota; Dipodascomycetes; Dipodascales. Gene Ontology annotation, molecular function: DNA binding. Gene Ontology annotation, biological process: transcription by RNA polymerase II. Gene Ontology annotation, cellular component: RNA polymerase II, core complex. The record is from RefSeq and is a predicted model, not a curated record.
AUGAGUGGCGCGCAGUUCCCGUACUCGUCUGCCCCCUUGCGGACAGUGGAGGAGGUCCAAUUUGGUCUUCUUUCGCCCGAGGAAGUUAAAGCCAUGAGUGUCGCGAAAAUCGAGUUCCCUGAGACGAUGGACGAAACCCGACAGCGUCCCCGAGUUGGAGGUCUCAACGAUCCCCGACUAGGUACCAUCGACCGAAACUUCAAGUGUCAGACUUGUGGCGAAGGCAUGGCAGAAUGCCCCGGCCAUUUCGGCCAUAUCGAGCUCGCCAAGCCCGUGUUCCACAUUGGAUUCAUUGCCAAAAUCAAAAAAAUCUGUGAAUCCGUUUGUUUCCACUGUGGAAAGGUGCUGCUGGACGAAAACAACAAGCAGUUUGCUCAGGCGAUCCGAAUUCGAGACCCCAAGCGUCGUUUCAACGCCGUCUGGUCUCUCUGUAAGACCAAGAUGGUCUGCGAGACCGACGUGCCCACCGAGGACGACGGCAGCGGUGUUGUCAAGCACUCCCAUGGAGGCUGCGGCAACAUCCAGCCCACCGUUCGAAGGGACGGUCUCAAGCUGUGGGGCACGUGGAAACGUGGCAAGAAUGGCGACGACAUGGGUGACUCGCCCGAGAAGCGUCUGCUGACUCCUGCCGAGAUUCUUAACGUGUUCAAGCACAUUUCUUCCGAGGACUGUCAGCGGCUGGGUCUCAACGAGGACUAUGCCCGACCUGAGUGGCUCAUCAUCACCACCCUGCCUGUGCCUCCUCCUCCCGUGCGACCGUCUAUUGCCAUCAACGACACUGCCCGAGGAGAGGAUGAUCUGACAUACAAGCUGGCCGACAUUCUCAAGGCCAACGCCAACGUGCAGCGAUGCGAGCAAGAAGGAGCUCCUGCCCACGUUGUCAACGAGUUUGAGUCGCUGCUGCAGUAUCAUGUGGCUACUUACAUGGACAACGAUAUUGCUGGCCAGCCCCAGGCUCUACAAAAGUCCGGACGACCGGUCAAGUCGAUCCGAGCACGUCUUAAGGGUAAGGAGGGUCGUCUGCGAGGUAACCUGAUGGGUAAGCGAGUGGACUUCUCUGCACGAACCGUCAUUACUGGAGACCCCAAUCUGGAGCUUGACCAGGUCGGUGUGCCUCGUUCUAUUGCUCGAACGCUCACCUAUCCCGAGAUUGUGACUCCCUUCAACAUCCACAAGCUCACCGAGUAUGUGCGAAAUGGCCCCAACGAGCAUCCAGGCGCCAAGUACGUGAUUCGAGACACUGGCGAGCGAAUCGAUCUGCGAUACCACAAGCGAGCUGGCGAUAUUGCUCUGCAGUACGGCUGGAAGGUGGAGCGGCACCUGAUGGACAACGAUCCUGUGCUGUUCAACCGACAGCCCUCGCUGCAUAAAAUGUCCAUGAUGGCACAUCGAGUGCGAGUCAUGCCCUACUCCACCUUUCGACUCAACCUGUCGGUAACAUCCCCCUACAACGCUGAUUUCGAUGGUGACGAAAUGAACUUGCAUGUGCCUCAGUCCGAGGAAACUCGAGCUGAGCUGUCGCAGCUGUGCAUGGUUCCUUUGCAGAUUGUGUCUCCCCAGUCCAACAAGCCCGUCAUGGGUAUUGUGCAGGAUACCCUUUGUGGUGUUCGAAAGAUGACGAUCCGAGACUCGUUCAUUGACUACGACAUGGUGAUGAAUAUUCUGUUCUGGAUCCCCAACUGGGACGGCGUGGUGCCCACACCCGCUAUUCUUAAGCCCAAGCCACUGUGGACCGGUAAGCAGAUGGUGUCCAUGUGCAUCCCCAAGGGCAUCCAUCUGCAGCGGUUUGACGACCAGAACCCCAUCACAUGCCCCAAGGAUAACGGUAUGUACAUUAUCGACGGCCAGAUCAUGUGGGGUGUGGUUGACAAGAAGACCAUUGGUGCUACUGGUGGUGGUCUUGUGCAUACCAUUAUGCGAGAAAAGGGCUCUGCCGUGUGUUGCAACUUCUUUGGAACGAUCCAGAAGGUGGUAAACUUCUGGCUGCUGCACUACGGUUUCUCCAUUGGUAUUGGUGAUACCAUUGCUGAUUCAGCAACCAUGCGAGAUGUCACAGAGACCAUUGAGGAGGCCAAGAAGAAGGUCAAGGAGAUCAUUCUCGAGGCACACGCCAACACUCUCACCGCCGAGGCCGGUAUGACCAUGCGAGAAUCGUUCGAACACAAUGUGUCGCGAGUUCUUAACCAGGCUCGAGAUACUGCAGGUCGAUCGGCCGAAAUGUCGCUCAAGGACCUCAACAACGUCAAGCAGAUGGUGGUGGCUGGAUCCAAGGGAUCGUUCAUUAACAUUUCGCAAAUGUCGGCGUGUGUCGGUCAGCAGAUGGUAGAGGGUAAGCGAGUUCCUUUUGGAUUCGCCGACCGAACACUCCCCCAUUUCUGCAAGGAUGAUUACUCGCCCGAGUCCAAGGGAUUUAUUGAAAACUCGUAUCUGCGAGGUCUGACUCCUCAGGAAUUCUUUUUCCACGCCAUGGCCGGUCGAGAGGGUCUGAUUGAUACGGCCGUCAAGACUGCCGAGACUGGAUACAUUCAGCGACGUCUGGUCAAGGCCCUGGAGGACGUUAUGGUGCAGUAUGACGGUACUGUUCGAAACUCGCUUGGUGACGUUAUUCAGUUUGUCUAUGGAGAGGACGGAUUGGAUGGAGCUCAGGUGGAGAAACAGACCGUGGACACCAUUCCAGGUUCUGACGAGUCGUUUGAGCGACGGUACAAGAUUGAUCUCAUGAACCCCAAGACCAAACCUCUCAACAUUGAGUCUGGAAACGAUAUUGUGGGUGACGUUGAGGUUCAGCGUGUGCUCGACGAGGAGUACAACCAGCUGCUCACCGACCGACGUCUUCUGCGAGAGGAGGUUUUCACCAAUGGUGACCACAACUGGCCUCUGCCCGUGAACAUUCGUCGAGUGGUGCAAAACUCGCAGCGAAUUUUCAACGUGGACAAAUCCAAGGUCAGUGACUUGACCAUCCCCGAGAUUGUCGAGGGUGUGCAGUCGCUGUGCAAGCGUCUCACUAUUGUUCGAGGUGACUCCUCGCUCGCCAAGGAGGCCCAGGAGAACGCCACCAUGCUGUUCCAAUGUCUGGUGCGAUCUCGGUUCCCUACCAAGCGUGUCAUUGAGGAGUACCGACUCAACCGAGCUGCUUUUGAGUGGGUCAUGGGUGAGAUUGAGACUCAGUUUGCCAAGUCUGUGGUCCAUCCUGGAGAAAUGGUUGGUGUUAUUGCUGCCCAGUCCAUUGGAGAGCCCGCUACUCAGAUGACACUGAACACCUUCCAUUACGCUGGUGUGUCGUCCAAGAACGUGACGCUCGGUGUGCCCCGUCUCAAGGAGAUUCUCAACGUGGCCAAGAACAUCAAGACGCCUGCGUUGACCGUCUACCUGGAGCCUUCUGUUGCUGCGGAUAUUGAAAAAGCCAAGGUGGUGCAGUCAGCCAUUGAGCACACAUCGCUCAAGAACGUCACUGCCGCAACCGAGAUCUACUACGAUCCCGAUCCGCGAACCACAGUAAUUGAGGAGGAUAUCGAUACCGUCGACGCCUACUUCUCGAUUCCCGAUGAGACCGUCGAGGCUACACUGGACAACCAGUCGCCCUGGCUGCUGCGUCUGGAGUUGGACCGAGCUAAGAUGCUUGAUAAGCAAUUGACCAUGUCUCAGGUUGCUCAGAAGAUCUCCUCUUCCUAUGGAGAAGAUUUGUUUGUCAUGUGGUCUGAAGAUAACGCUGACAAGCUGAUUAUCCGAUGUCGAGUUGUUCGAGACCCCAAGACUCUUGAGGAGGAUGUGGACGCCGAGGAGGACCAGAUGCUCAAACGAAUUGAGGGUCACAUGCUCGACUCCAUUUCUCUUAGAGGUAUUGAGGGUAUUGACCGAGUUUUCAUGAUGGAGCACAAGAUGUCUGUUCCUGAUGAGGUCACUGGCGACUACAAAACCAAGAUGGAGUGGGUGCUUGAAACCGAUGGUAUCAACCUGGCUGAGGUCAUGGCCGUUGACGGAGUCGACCCCUACAGAACCUACUCCAACUCCUUUGUCGAGGUUCUUUCUGUGCUUGGUAUUGAGGCCACCCGCUCUGCUCUCUACCGAGAGAUUCUCAACGUUAUUGCCUUUGAUGGUUCAUAUGUCAACUACCGACACAUGGCUCUGCUGGUCGACGUCAUGACUUCUCGAGGUUACCUUAUGGCCAUCACUCGACACGGUAUCAACCGAGCCGAUACUGGAGCGCUUAUGCGAUGUUCCUUCGAGGAGACCGUCGAGAUUCUGCUUGAGGCUGCUGCUGUCGCUGAACUGGAUGACUGCCGAGGUGUCUCUGAGAACAUCAUGCUGGGCCAACUGGCUCCCCUUGGAACUGGUAACUUUGGCGUCAUGCUCGACGAGGACCAGCUGUCUACUCUGCCAGCAGACUACUCCAAGACUGCCGGCAUCGCUGCCGGCCAUGGCGAGAUGGGCUCUGCCGACGGAGCUGCUACUCCUUACGACUCGUCUUCUCCUGCAUACGACGCUCUUCAGGCUCGAGGCGGCGGCGACGUCAUCUUCUCACCCAUCGGUACCUCUGGAGCACCCGAAAUGUCCGGAGGCUUCUCCGAGUACGGUGGAUUUGGCCAUGGAGGCGAUGGCAGCGGAAGUGCAUACACCCCCACUUCUCCGUUCUCGUCGUUUGGAGCUGCUUCGCCUGGAUUUGCUGCCACCAGCCCUAGCUACAGCCCCUCGUCGCCUGGUAUGGGUCUUGGAGCGGCCUCUCCGUCGUUCUCUCCGUCGUCUCCUGCGUUUGCCGCGACCUCCCCGAGUUACUCUCCCUCGUCGCCGUCGUACUCUCCUACGUCGCCUUCGUACUCUCCCACGAGCCCUUCUUACAGCCCCACGAGCCCUUCGUACAGCCCCACGAGCCCUUCGUACAGCCCUACGUCGCCGUCGUACAGCCCCACGUCGCCUUCGUACUCGCCUACGUCUCCCUCGUACUCGCCUACGUCUCCCUCGUACUCACCCACCUCCCCCAGCUACAGCCCCACGUCGUACUCGCCUACUUCGCCAAGCUACAGCCCCACCUCGCCCUCGUACAGCCCCACUUCGCCGUCCUACUCGCCGACGUCGCCCUCGUACAGCCCCUCGUCUCCCAAGUUCAAUGCCGGCGCCUCGACUUCGUACAGCCCUACUAGUCCUAGUUACUCUCCCACUAGCCCUAGCUACUCGCCUACCAGUCCUAGCUACUCUCCUACCAGUCCUAGCUACUCUCCUGGCUCUGGUGACAGCAAGGAUAAGGAGAAGAAGUGA